AUGACGUCAAAUACAAGAUGGAUGGAAUCACGACUGCUUCAUGCUCAACGCAACUCUGAAACAAAGUCCAGUGUCGGAGCUCCGCGGCGCCCAAAGCCACCCAGCCAGGCCAAAAUGGAUAGCCUGGGGCACUACUGUAACCCAGCCCAUGGUAUUUCACUGCUGGGUUCCCUCAACGAGCAGCGCUUGAAAGGCCAGCUCUGUGAUGUCGUGUUGUUAGUGGGUGAUCAACAGUACCAGGCCCAUAAAAGCAUCCUUGCAGCCUGCAGUGAGUAUUUCCAGUCUGUGUUCUCCAGAAGGGACUCAGAGAACCACUCCAUUGUUCAGCUGGACUUCUGUGAGCCCGAUGCUUUUGAGAUUGUGCUAAACUACAUCUACUCCUCAUCUCUGUUUGUGGAGAAAUGUAGCCUGGCGGCCAUACAGGAGCUGGGAUACAGCCUCGGCAUUCCUUUUCUAACCAACAUCAUGUCUGUAAGACCUCAGGCUUCAUACUGUGUUUCAAGAAAACGGAUUUCAGCUUCUGAGGAGGAAGAUGGCACCUAUCAAAAGAGAAGCGUUAUUGUACAUCAAGGUCAGGGAGAUCAGUACGGCACUGAUGUGUUUCAGAGGAAAAGUUUGAGUCUUCAGGGAAAAUUAUUUAAGCAGGUCACAGAGCAUCCUGCGCACAGUUUCAGUGACCAGAGCCAAUCCUCAGGACAAGUCAAACCAAAUGAAAAAGAGACUAACAGUACCUCCAACAGCAGACAUUCAAACAACAACACAGUUGAUGGCAGCUGUGGAUCUAUCAUCUCCUCUCCAACAUCCAUACUGAGGCGUCGUACAGAAUACCGACCACAAUCUAUGAGACCACAGCUAACAUCCUCUGUGUCAUUCAGUGAGUCAGUACAGCAUGCUAGUCUACAAUCAGAUCAUUCUGAUGGUGCCAUGGAUGGAAGAAUGGAGACAUUGCAUGAUUCCAGACCAGUGGGUGAGCAUCAAGGUCUGCGAAGUCAAACCGUAGACCGGAGUGGGCCACUUAUUAAAAGUCUGCUACGCAGAUCAUUGUCCAUGGAUAGCCCUGUUCCAGUUUUUUCUCCAGCACUGGAACUAAAAGACUCACAAAGUCGAGAACAAUCUGUUGUCAAGUUAAGGCCCACAUUAGCAAGGUCGCCCCCUCCUGAACUUGUGGAUCAGGUGUCAAAAGAUCUGCCGCUUCUUCUCAGGUCGAGACAUCCAAUUGUGUCAGAAGGUACUCAAACCAACCAACACAGAAUUAAAGCAGAGCCCAGCAGUCCCCUUGCUGACCCUUCUGAAAUUGUCCGCAUUACUGUUGGAGACAACCUGCCGGUGAAUUUUAAAGACUUUCAAGCAAAUUACGAUGAAGGUCCCAGAGGGUAUUUCACUGCCUCUGUGAAGAGGAAAAGUAAAAUGGAUGGUAGUUACAUGCCCUUUAAGAGAUCCAGGCCUGUUAAUGAGCACCAUCUCUUGCAUCAGGAGACCACAUUAGAUGAAGCACCUUACAAUUCCAACAUGGACAGUAGUACUGAGGAACCUGGAGAACUUCGGCCAAACAAAAUGUUUAAGUGCUGGAACUGCCUGAAGGUUUUCAGAUCAAACGCGGGUCUUUAUCGCCACGUGAAUAUGUACCACAAUCCAGAGAAGCCGUACGCUUGUGACAUCUGCCACAAACGCUUUCAUACAAACUUCAAGGUCUGGACUCACUGCCAAACCCAGCAUGGCGUGGUGCAAAAUCCUGCACCCUCGUCUAGUUCCUACUCGGUCCUGGAUGAGAAGUUUCAAAGGAAGCUAAUCGAUAUUGUCAGAGAGCGGGAGAUUAAAAAAGCCUUGAUUAUGAAGCUCAGGAGAACCAAGCAAGGCCUGCAGUCGCAAACCUUUGGCAGGAAAAGCAGGCGAUCAAGGUCAUACGGGUGUCCCUUCUGUGGCAAAAUGUUUUUUUUCCAGUCGCACCUAAAGCUCCACAUGAAGGGUCACUCCAGCGAACAGGCUAACCUUGACACUGAUCAAGAAAAAGACCUUCAAUAUAAGCAGCAGCUGCCACAUUUUAAAGAAAGCCAAGACAAGGAUGCUUUUUCUUGCCGGCUUUGCAAUGAGAAACUUCCUACUUUGACUGAAUUAGAAGAUCAUGAGCGUGCUUGCAGGUAUGCAACUGUCUGUCCAUACUGUGGGCUUCGAUUCUCCAACACUGUGGUCAAGAAAGACCACGAAGCACACUGCAAAUACAAAAAGCUGACCUGCCUUGAGUGCAUGCGCACAUUUAAGUCUUCUUUCAGCAUAUGGCGUCAUCAGGUGGAGGUUCACAAUCACAAUAUGAUGAGCGUGAAGGAGCAGUUGACUCUCAGUCUCCAGGAAAGCAAUAACAAUGAAUCAUCCAAUGCUCUCGGAGUUCCUCCUCCUCAGGAGUCAAUACGUGACCCAAGGGAGGAAGCAGCGUACAGCGACUCCUCAGUUCCACCCAUGUAUGAUUCAGAAGACUCAUCAUCCUAUGUCCCAGAAGAUUUGAGUGCUCAUGGUCAAGGGGAGUUGCAGGUUAAAGAGGAACCUCAAGAGGAAGCCGUGUCAGCUAAGGAUAAUGUGAGCGGUGCUUCUGUCGGACCUGAAGAACCAGGGGUUUGGCCUUGUGAGAAGUGCGGGAAGAUUUUUUGCACCCACAAAGACCUGGAACGACAUCAGGAACUGCUUUGCCACAUCAAACCCUUCAUCUGCCACAUAUGUCACAAAGCAUUCAGGACCAACUUCCGCCUCUGGAGCCACUACCAGUCCCACAUGUCCACAUCUGAAGAGCCAGGAAUGAGAGAGAUCGACAGGCCUCCGUCUUCCCCCUCUCCUUCUCCACCCCUUACUAUUUCCAUCCCAGAGCCUCCAUCUUCUCAAGAACCUCCACUCAAAGUGACCCGAUCUGGGUUGGAUGACUCAGAGGACAAACCAAGAGGCUCAGCAUCACCAUCAACCAAACUGAAGAAGCUGGAGCCGGACAAGAAUGGUGACAACGAGCCUGGUGAACAAUCUCAUGACAAGUCCGACAGCACAGACAAAACGAUCACCCCUCAGGAAUCCGACACGCUAUUUUACCAUGCCCCAACGCUCUCCGCACUUACUUUUAAACGACAGUACAUGUGCAAAUUCUGUCACCGGACUUUUAAGACUGCUUUCAGUCUGUGGAGUCACGAGCAGAGCCAUACGUAAAAGUUGCACAUUUGUAGCCCUAACCAUUGGAUUUAACUAACUCGCAGUCUAAACCCAGGGAUUUAUUAUUAGCAUUUGAUCAUACUGAAUACUCCUCCUUUCUGUUAACAGUAUUCAGACUGUCAGAGUUACCUUGGAUUGCAUGCCAAGAGUUGCAUCUCCCUGUAUUAUAAAGUUUAUUGAAAGACUGUUAUAAAUGAAACAGAUUUAUUUCACCUCAAGUACUCUUGGAUAUAGAUUAUCGCAAACAAUGUGUGAUUUCCUUCUCUUGGGGAUUGGAGACGUAUACAUUUCUUGUUUUAGUGGCCUUUAUACUGUUAUUUAGCACUUUUUGAGCAAUUCCAAAUACAUAUUGUUCUCUAUUAAAAGCACAGGCUGGUUUAGACAUGGCGUUUGUUUAGUUAGAAAAGAAAGAUUAAAUUAAAAUGAAUUAAAUCGCUCGUUGCUAGCCUAAAAUUAUGGCUGUACGUUUAAUUUGGAAAUAAAGCUAUGUAGAUAUUUCUGUUACAUGCCCAAUCCAGCCCCCUGCCUAGGUCGCUAUUUGAUUGUUUAAUAAAACAUUAUUUAAUGUGACUUGAAUCACAUAACAAGCAGAGGAAAGGUAUCAAACUUAAACGAACAUUAAGGAAACAUGCGUUUAAUUUAAUUUCGACAUUGCUAGUUGUAUUUUUAUUUUAUUUUAAGAGUAUUCUGUUCAUGUGUUUCUUGCCAGUUAUGUAGACUUUCAUGGUAUUUCUGUUGUGGAUAAUAUUCAGUGAUUGUAUUGAACAAAUAGAAGGCUUUAUAUGUACAAAUGGCAGGUUUUGGAGUGAUUACGUUCUUCAAGCAGUUUAGUGUGUGCCUGCGAUGUGGAUCUUCUAAUACUUUUAUUGUACAGGACAUGCAGUAUAUGUGGGAAUUACUUCUCAUAAAUGUGUAGAGAUGAAGUUCAAUUAGAUUUUCACACUGUAUCGGUACUGUAUCAGUACAUUUUGAGCUGUACCGUAGCGUAAGCUCAACUUACCAGAACUCAGUACUCAGUGAUUAAUGAAGUCUUGAUGCAAUGUUGAAUGGUUGGACAUUCCUAAUGUUUGGUUGAGCUUUUCUGUGACCGUAUGACCCAGAGAAGAUCUUUAUUCUAAAAUAUGAAAGCACAAAAGCAACAAUCUUAUUUCUUGGUAUAUAUUUAGCAGCUAUUAACAAAUUAAGUAAAAAGUCUUCUUCCCUUACAUUAGGGGAUGUUUGGCUUGGCAAGCUUGUGGCCUUUGUUGAGCACAAAAUCAAAUUAUGUUGCUUGCUCUUUGCAUUUUCCAUCAGCUACUGUCAUUUAAUCUAUAUUAAGAUAAAUAAAGCAGUAAUACAUUCCUUCCUAACUUAUUUUCCACCUCCCCAAAAAAGGUAUUGAUUAAUUUCUGAGUUGGCUACUUCUCAGGAUAGUAAUACUUUAGUUUGCAGUUACUUUCGUCCCCAGUAUUACGACACUAUCAGCUUUUUGUUAAGGUUAAACGAGAUCAAUGUGUCCUGAGACAAAAUAACUUUAACCGAAAGAUUGUAUGACGCUGAAUGAAUAACGGUGAUGAAAGAACGGAACAUUUAAUCCUCAAAAUAAAUUUUUAUGGUCUUCGUUUGUACAACAUUUUCUCUGUUUUAUGAAAAUUAUAUCUUUUGGUAUUCCUGUGGUAUCACUGCAAUAACUAAUAUUUGUAAGCACUUGAAUUGUUCUAACGUGGCUUUAAAAACUGUAUCAGUUUUUGUGUUAAAGCAUUUUCUACUGUUUUCCGUGCUUGCUUUCUAAAAAUAAAUAUCAAUA
Danio aesculapii is the source of this 4972-nucleotide messenger RNA. It is a transcript of the gene zbtb21, whose product is annotated as zinc finger and BTB domain containing 21. Gene Ontology annotation, cellular component: nucleus. Gene Ontology annotation, molecular function: DNA-binding transcription factor activity, RNA polymerase II-specific; protein binding; RNA polymerase II cis-regulatory region sequence-specific DNA binding. Bases 1 to 3183 code for a protein of 1060 amino acids. Gene Ontology annotation, biological process: regulation of transcription by RNA polymerase II. Lineage: Eukaryota; Metazoa; Chordata; Actinopteri; Cypriniformes; Danionidae. The transcript has 2 exons. The record is from RefSeq and is a predicted model, not a curated record.